UUAUGGAGAUCCUGAACAGCUGUGUAGACUGUGAUGAGAUCCAGUUUAAGGAGGAUGGCUACUGGGCCCCCAUGAGGACAAAGAAGGAAGUACAGGAGGUCUCGUCAGCCUCCUACAGCAACGGACUGGAAGGCUUGCACCGGUCGGCGGUAGGGGAGCAGAGGAGCUCGUCGUCCCACAACGGGGGCAGUAGUAGGAUGAAGGUAGAGGUGAUCGACCUGACCCUGGACAGCUCCUCAGAGGACGACGAUGAUGACCAACCGCCCCUCAAGAGGCCCUGCCCCUCCCUGUCCCCCACCUCGCCUCCCAUCGUCAACAAGGGAGUGUUGAACCUGCACCACCAGGUGUCCCCAGUGAGCCGGACCCCCAGCAUGCCGUCUGUGGACACCAGCUACAUCCCCCCUGUACCUCCCCUCAUCCAGGACUACCGUCCCUACUACCACGCCCCAAACCAGCUCACAG
This is a messenger RNA of Oncorhynchus gorbuscha (pink salmon), 462 nucleotides long. Its product is annotated as E3 SUMO-protein ligase PIAS1-like. Lineage: Eukaryota; Metazoa; Chordata; Actinopteri; Salmoniformes; Salmonidae. The record is from RefSeq and is a predicted model, not a curated record. The annotation marks the transcript as partial. The transcript is spliced from 3 exons.